CAAAGGGACAGGUAAGGGCAAAGGUUUCAUUUAGGAAACGGUACGUCGUUGGUGUCUGAAGUUCAGAAGUUAAGAGAAAAUAGGGUUUAAGGAUUUGAUUGGAGAGAGAGAGGGAGAGGAUGAAGUCUGUGGUGGGGAUGGUGGUGUCGAACAAGAUGCAGAAGUCAGUGGUGGUGGCGGUGGACAGGCUGUUCCACCACAAACUCUACAAUCGAUACGUCAAGCGGACCUCCAAGUUCAUGGCUCACGACGAAAACAACCUCUGCAAUAUCGGCGAUCGAGUUAGAUUGGAUCCUUCGAGGCCGUUAAGCAAACGGAAAAAUUGGGUUGUUGCUGAAAUUCUCAAGAAAGCAAGGAUAUAUGUGCCACCAUCAGCAGCAGAUAAUGCUGCUUCGAAAACUAAAGGGGCGGAAGCACCAACUUCUUCGACCUCCUAAGGAAAGGUGAUAGUUUGCUCUAGACAUUGUGACAGUUUACUCAAGGCAUCUGAAAGACUGAGAAGUCUUGGAUUGGGAUAAGAAACUCCAACAAUUGCUUAGAAUGAAGGCUGAUAGCUGAAAUUAAAGUUUUCUGUCUGUGUUUGAAUUUUGAAUUCUGGAUGCGUUAUAGACAGAUGAACCCUUAUGGUUACUGAAACAUAACAAGAGGAGGCAUUUAUGUCCUGUUUUGUAUUUUGUUUCAUCUUGAUUUUUUUGGUAAAUCAUAUCUUCUUUCAUUAACAGAAAUUCCAUAUUGGUGAGCUUGAUAUUCUGUCUAAUGAAUGAUAAUCUUUACUCGUAGAAA
Messenger RNA from Populus trichocarpa (black cottonwood), 783 nucleotides. RefSeq lists its product as uncharacterized. The transcript is spliced from 3 exons. The coding region runs from base 120 to 437 and encodes 105 amino acids. Gene Ontology annotation, cellular component: ribosome. Gene Ontology annotation, biological process: translation. The record is from RefSeq and is a predicted model, not a curated record. Gene Ontology annotation, molecular function: structural constituent of ribosome. Lineage: Eukaryota; Viridiplantae; Streptophyta; Magnoliopsida; Malpighiales; Salicaceae.